This is a messenger RNA of Pecten maximus, 6026 nucleotides long. RefSeq names its product acid phosphatase type 7-like. The coding region runs from base 424 to 1926 and encodes 500 amino acids. The transcript has 9 exons. Gene Ontology annotation, molecular function: acid phosphatase activity; metal ion binding. Lineage: Eukaryota; Metazoa; Mollusca; Bivalvia; Pectinida; Pectinidae. The record is from RefSeq and is a predicted model, not a curated record.
GACUGAGACAGGUCGCUGGUCAGUGUAUGACAGCUGCUAAUUAGCGUACACGUGAAAAGAUUGCUGUUAUCGAUUUACUCUGGAAUUCUGUACAGUGUUCAUUAAAACACUGACCCUCUGUCAGUCACCAACUGGUGUCUUUUAUUAUUCAACAGAAUCCUCAUCAUGUCCUUGUGACGGUGAGUUGAACUGUCACCUGCCUGUCCACUAGACCGACCACUAUAUAACUCCAUCAUAUACGUUUAAAAGUAAUCACUAUGUAUUUGAUUGAUCGUCUGGCCAUCACUGUGAUAUCACGUCAACAGACGUCGCCUGCAUAGAGAGCGACCCCGGGGUGUCCAGAGUGACCACUCCCACACCUUCGCUGACCACAUCAUACAGCAAACCCGGAUACGAGGACAGUUAAGCAGAUAACAAACAGCGAUGAGGAAGGAGACGAUCGUGACGAUUCUAUUUGUAUGUACUGUUGGACCCGUUUUGGGGAAAAUCUCUCAGAUCCACUUGAGCUUCGGCUCAACGAUUGACGUCAUGAAAGUCACGUGGUCAACCGAUGACGAUGUCGUAUGUCAUGUGGAAUAUUGGGCAAUUUAUGAAGAACGCAUGCGCGUAAAAGCCAGCCAAUCAGAGUUGCUUACGGACAAUUGGAAAGCGAUGAAAUAUAUACACAUGGCCGAAAUGCUGGGCCUGUCACCUCGUCAAAGCUACACAUAUAAACUGAUCUGUACUAACGAAACGAGCGAGAAUUGGACCUUUACGACGCAACCUCGGACACCUGAUCGACCCGUAAAGUUCCUCGUUUACGGAGAUAUGGGGUACAACCAUGGCCGGAAAACGGUUGAAGUUCUAAAAGAGGAUGUGGCAUUAGAAAAAUAUGACGCUAUUUGUCACGUAGGUGAUAUUGCCUACGACAUGGAGACUGACGGAGGUUUGAAUGGCGACAACUUCAUGGAACUGAUCCAGCCAGUAGCAGCUCGCGUACCAUACAUGACGUCACCCGGAAAUCACGAACUGACCAAUAGUCUACAUCACUACCGGACUCGAUUCUCCAUGCCGGGUGUCAGCUGGCCAAUGCCCCUUGACCGUUUGUGGUACAGUUACAAUGUAGGACCUGUCCAUUUCAUCAGUUUCUCUUCGGAAGUCUAUUUCAUUGACAACGCCUACUAUGUGUGUACGCAAUUCUAUUGGCUAUUGGAGGAUUUAAUAAAAGCCAAUCAAAACAGAGACAAACAGCCAUGGAUAGUCGCGAUGGGUCAUAGACCGAUGUACUGUUCAAACCACGACGUGGACGAUUGCACUGGCCGGAUAUUCGGUCAUCUGGUCAAAAAUGGACUUGAAGAUCUGUUUUACGCACAAGGCGUUGACCUAAUACUACAAGCACAUGAGCAUUCGUAUGAACGUCUUUGGCCCGUUUACAAGAACAGAGUGGUUGCCAAGAACUACAAUCACCCACAAGCCCCAGUACAUAUCAUUUCCGGUGCCGCCGGAAGUGGCGAAGGAGCAGAUCCUAUGGGCGAUAGAGGACCAUGGUCAGCUUUUGCAUCAGCCGAAGGUAGUCUAAAUUCGUUCGGACGUCUUCACGUGUACAAUUCCAGCCAUCUCUAUUUCGAGCAAGUGAAGGUCAAAGAUGGACAGCCACUGGACAGUGUAUGGGUUGUCCAGUCCCGUCACGGACCUAACGUACCGAAUCUGAACUGCAAUAGUAAGGAUGCGCACUAUUCAUGCACGUGUCCACAGCCGUUUCGUUAUCUGACGGUGAUUAUUGUGAGCUCAGCAGUUCUCUUUAUCAUCCUCUCCACGUGUGUAUAUUGUUGUUGUAUGUGGAGGAAGAACAAGAGACCUAUAUGUUUCAGAUUUUGUUGUCCAGACCCACAUCCCUUUCAUGUACGCUUGCUUAACAUCGAAGAAGACGACGAUUUUGUUAUCUGACCAACUCUUGGAGAAGUCUCUUAACGUUUAUAAAUAUUCAACAGCAUAUUGUGAUAAUGUGAUUACAUCCACUGCUGCCAACUAUAUGUAUAUUAUAUAUGUUCGAUCAGAAGUGGAAAUGAUGGCCGAUUCUACACGUGGUCCUGAUUCUACACGUGAUCUUGAUUCUACACAUGAUCCUGAUUCUACACAUGAUCUUGAUUCUACACGUGAACUUGAUUCUACACGUGAUCCCGAUUCUACACGUGAACUUGAUUCUACACGUGAUCCCGAUUCUACACAUGAUCUUGAUUCUACACGUGAUCCCGAUUCUACACGUGAUCCCGAUUCUACACGUGAUCUCCAGCAUAUUUUACGUAGAGAGUGCAAAUAAAAUCCAGCACGAACAGGACUCCGUAUGCUGGUGUUGUUUCGUCGUAGUAUGUUUAAUUCGUGCCUUUGUGGAACCAGAUUGACCUUGAAAACACAUCCAGAUGGUAUUGUCGGACAUGAAAUGACAACAGUAACAGGUCUUAGGAAAUCCUGUCUGCCUUGGAUACUGUUUAACUUAUGGUGCUAUUGGACUAUAACUGUGACAUAGGUAACGAAAUGUAUCUCGGAUCACCAAACAUUUCAGGGAUAAUACUUUCUCAGAAUAUCAGAUUAAUACAUGGUCCGGUCCGUCAGUGCCGAGGAAAGCAUCGUCCGAUAUGUCAUAGUACUGGUUGGAAUCACAGCCAAUAUACAGCUAAUAUUUUAUGGUAUUGACAUUGUUUGGGAACACGACAUGACUUAUAAUACUGCCAAUAUCUUACGGUGUUGUUUGGGAAUAAUCAUUGACAGAAUACAGAUGAAGUUUAGUCAAGACACUUGUCGUUAGGGUAACCAGACUUUCGGAGAUUAUAGGUUUCUAGACCGUGCUUACUUACAUUAAUUUGUAUUGUAUUAUAUUUUUCCUUACUUUAUCGCAAAUUAUCUUGCCAGAGACUUUUACUGUAAACCAAUUUUCCCACCGACUCUUUCACGAGGAAACAUAUUUAAAAUAUGCCUUUUGUUUCCUCCAAGUGUUCAUUCCGGAAGAAAAAAAAACGCCUUCUGCUUCAUCGGGUUUCCAGGUCGAAUCCAGUUAAUGUCGCGUUCUCAACGUGAGAACCGGGAUGGCGACAAUACAACCACGAGGCAUAUCAACGGACAUCGAAGACAUUGUUACGGGACGAGAUCUUGCUAUAGACUAUAAAACGUUCAUCGGUUUCAUUGGCUACUAGGGAUGUAGCAUGGGUCGAUAUCUAAGUUUCCGUUUGCAGCCUUAAGUGGUUGUGGCUACUAGUGGAACGUUAAGAAAUAUUACAAUCAUUGCCCCGUAUGUGAUUUAUGUCGUUUCUCUAUGUAACAAGGAUGAGGUUUUUGAUAUUGUUAUUGAUAUAUUUAUGCUAGAAAAUUAUACAACAUGCUGAUUUAAUGGACGUAUUUUAUGGAUAGUAGGAAAGUUGUUGUUUCCGUUAAUGUAGUUUCAAGAAAACUUUUUCGUGAUUUUUAUGCAAAACGAUUUUAAUUGAUAUCAACCGUACCUAUAAUACGAGGUAAGAUUUGUGUUACGUAUGAGUAUACAUUGUUUUGUAGAUGUAUAAAUGUAUUCUACAUAAUUUCACACUUUGUUUGAUAAUUGUGUACACUGUUUGAUAACUGUCUACGCUGUUUGAUAACUGUCUACCCUGUUUGAUAACUGUCUACCCUGUUUGAUAACUGUCUACGCUGUUUGAUAACUGUGUACCCUGUUUGAUAAUUGUGUACACUGUUUGAUAACUGUGUACCCUGUUUGAUAACUGCCUACGCUGUUUGAUAACUGUCUACCCUGUUUGAUAACUGUGUACCCUGUUUGAUAAUUGUGUACACUGUUUGAUAACUGCCUACGCUGUUUGAUAACUGUCUACCCUGUUUGAUAACUGUCUACCCUGUUUGAUAAUUGUGUACCCUGUUUGAUAACUGCCUACGCUGUUUGAUAACUGUCUACGCUGUUUGAUAACUGUGUACCCUGUUUGAUAAUUGUGUACACUGUUUGAUAACUGUGUACCCUGUUUGAUAACUGUGUACCCUGUUUGAUAACUGCCUACGCUGUUUGAUAACUGUCUACGCUGUUUGAUAACUGUGUACCCUGUUUGAUAAUUGUGUACACUGUUUGAUAACUGUGUACCCUGUUUGAUAACUGUGUACCCUGUUUGAUAACUGUCUACGCUGUUUGAUAACUGUCUACCCUGUUUGAUAACUGUCUACCCUGUUUGAUAACUGUCUACCCUGUUUGAUAACUGCCUACGCUGUUUGAUAACUGUCUACCCUGUUUGAUAACUGCCUACGCUGUUUGAUAACUGUCUACCCUGUUUGAUAACUGUCUACCCUGUUUGAUAACUGUCUACCCUGUUUGAUAACUGUCUACCCUGUUUGAUAAUUGUGUACACUGUUUAAUAAUUGUUUACACUGUUUGAUAAUUGUGUACACUGUUUGAUAAUUGUGUACACUGUUUGAUAACUGUGUACCCUGUUUGAUAAUUGUGUACACUGUUUGAUAACUGUCUACGCUGUUUGAUAAUUGUGUACACUGUUUGAUAACUGUCUACCCUGUUUGAUAACUGUGUACCCUGUUUGAUAAUUGUGUACACUGUUUGAUAAUUGUUUACACUGUUUGAUAAUUGUGUACACUGUUUGAUAAUUGUGUACACUGUUUGAUAAUUGUGUACACUGUUUGAUAACUGUGUACCCUGUUUGAUAAUUGUGUACACUGUUUGAUAAUUGUGUACACUGUUUGAUAAUUGUGUACACUGUUUGAUAACUGUCUACCCUGUUUGAUAACUGUCUACGCUGUUUGAUAACUGUCUACGCUGUUUGAUAAUUGUGUACACUGUUUGAUAAUUGUGUACACUGUUUGUUAAUUGUGUACACUGUUUGUUAAUUGUGUACACUGUGUGUUUAUUGUGUAUAUUGUUUGAUAUUUAUAAACACUUUUGUACUGUUUACCAAGUUUAUAUAAUGUAAUAUUCCAAACAUUGCUAAAUUAACAUCAAUAUUGUAUAAUUCAAUACUUUAUAUAUAUGUAAACCAAUAUAUUUGCAAUUCUUUACAAUGUUUAUUAAGUCGCUUAUAUUAUUCCACACAAAGUUGUUUGGUUCUCUUUCUAAAAACACAUUAAAUAACUGUCAAUAUUUCCCUAGCAAAAAAAUAAGGAAGUCGCGAACCGGUCAAAAUAAUUGUCAAUACUUCCCGAAAAAAAAUUGUCAAUACUUCCCGAGAAAAAAACAAGGAAGUCGCGAACCGGUCAGCAAUCAAGACUCAUAACUCCUUAGUAGUUCCGAGUGUGUCAUGUUAGUCAUUGUUCAAACGCACCUAACCUCCGGCUAAUGGUGGUUCCUUAUUUCAUCCUACGGUGGUAUGUUGAUGGGCUCCACUCAGUCACACCCGGGGGCCGGAUAGACACACCAUGUUUAGUAUCUUUAUUUAUACGUGUUAAUACAACAAACAAAUCAGGCUAUACAUUUCAGAGUACAUAGAUAAAAACAUAGAGAAGUCAUAAAAGUCUACGUAAGUUUUUCUUCUAGAAUACCGUUUAAGCGUGUGAGAGAAUGAGAUUCAAACCGUGAAAUCUGAUCUCAACGCUUAAUUAUGUAUAAACCAAAAAAAAACGUCUGGCGACCCUAUUAUAUUGGUCAAAACCUACUUUUUCCGGCGUAAACUAGAAAUAAAAUGUUAGUUGUCCUGCUCGAGUUUUCAAAUGAUCUUCUCCAAAUUGCUUUAGAAAUUUAAAUAUUCUGCACUUUCCAAAGGUUAAUACUAGUUUAGCAUGGUAAGACGAUUUCCUGUUUGUGGACAGACAAUUGUGUCACAUCCUACCAACGAUUGGAGAAAGUCCGACUGGUUUCCUGGGACUUCCAUACCCCAAUAGUAAGGCUGAGUUAUGUUUAACCUGUAAGAAAUACUGCCACAGAGUCAGACAAAGCUUUACUAGUUGUUUAUACCUGCGUGCUUACGAGUUUUAAUUGUAUAUGGACUUGCCAUUUUAUUUUUCAUAUUUGGUGACUUAUGUUUUAGCGUUUUUACUGUUUUAAGUAUUAGUCGUUAAAAUGUUCAUUAAUA